This is a messenger RNA of Malurus melanocephalus (red-backed fairy wren), 4172 nucleotides long. It is a transcript of the gene RBM27, whose product is annotated as RNA binding motif protein 27. NCBI's taxonomy places the organism in Eukaryota, Metazoa, Chordata, Aves, Passeriformes, Maluridae. Gene Ontology annotation, biological process: mRNA processing. Gene Ontology annotation, cellular component: nucleus. Gene Ontology annotation, molecular function: RNA binding; metal ion binding. The record is from RefSeq and is a predicted model, not a curated record. The coding region runs from base 77 to 3265 and encodes 1062 amino acids. The transcript is spliced from 21 exons.
GCUGCGCUGCGGGCGGUGCCGGGCAGGCCGCAGCGAUGGCGGCGGUGUAGCUGUGAGCGGGCGGCGCGGGGCAAUCAUGAUCAUCGAGAGUGUGGACGCGCUCAAGUCCUGGCUGGCCAAGCUGUUGGAGCCCAUAUGUGACGCAGACCCCUCAGCCUUGGCCAACUAUGUGGUGGCGUUAGUGAAGAAAGACAAGCCCGAGAAGGAGCUGAAAGCUUUCUGUGCUGACCAGCUGGAUGUCUUUCUGCAGAAAGAAACUUCAGGAUUUGUAGAUAAACUUUUUGAAAGUUUGUACACCAAGAGUUACCUUCCUUCUGCUGAGCCCACAAAGGCAGAGGCGAAGYCUGGAGGGCAAGAGAAAGAAGAAGUCAAGGAGGAGUUGAGUGUUAAACAGAAUUUUCAAGAAUCAGUUGAAGAAGAGCGGGAGAGCAGGAAGAAGAAGUAUUCCAGUCCGCAGAGGAGCCGUGCAGAUUCCAGUGAGCAAAGRUCGAGAGACAAGAAGCGGGAUGACGGGAAAUGGAGGGACUAUGAUAGGUACUAUGAYAGGAGUGACUUGUACAGGGAGAAGUCGAGCUGGCGCCGGGGCAGGAGUAAAAGCCGCAGCAARAGCCGAGGGUUGAGUCGGAGCCGCAGCCGCAGCCGAGGCCGGAGCAAAGACCGGGAUGGCAGCAGGAGUGGGCUAGUUCAGGUCUGUCGGAAAAGUAAGUGGCACAGAUUACAGCAUUCCACGCACGUUGAGACCGCAUUAGUUAAGGGCAGAGAGCACCGAGAGAGAGAGAGAUCAAAAUACAAGAGUGAAAAAAAUGAUGUGGAAGGCUCAUACAAUCCAGUGUCCGCAUCUCCCAGUAAAUCCUCUGAACAGUAUUCCUCUGCACAAGCUAUUCCCAGUGCUGUAACUGUAGUUGCACCUGCACACCACCUUGAGAGCACCACGGAGAGCUGGUCAAAUUACUUCAACAAUCACAGCAAUCCCAGUUCAUUUGGCAGAAACCCUCCUCCUAAAAGAAGAUGUCAAGAUUAUGAUGAGCGAGGCUAUUGUGUCCUUGGCGAUCUGUGCCAGUUUGAUCACGGAAAUGACCCUCUGGUAGUGGACGAGGUUUCCUUGCCCAGUAUGAUCCCGUUCCCGCCGCCACCGCCAGGGCUGCCCCCGCCGCCGGGGAUGCUGCUGCCGCCGCUGCCGGGGCCGGUGCGGGGGCUGAGACUGCCGGUGCCACAGCCCCACCCGCAGCCCCCGCCGCCCGUGGUGCUGCCCGUCCCGCGACCACCUUUAACCCAGUCCAGCUUGAUAAACAAUCGUGACCAGCCGGGGACCAGCGCAGUGCCCAGUCUGGCACCGGUGGGAGCAAGGCUGCCUCCUCCUCUGCCCCAGAACCUGCUCUAUACAGUGUCAGAACAUACAUAUGAGCCAGAUGGCUAUAACCCUGAAGCUCCUAGUAUUACCAGUGCUGGUAGAUCUCAGUAUCGGCAAUUCUUUACAAGAGCACAAAUGCAGCGUCCAAAUCUAAUUGGCCUAACAUCUGGGGAGAUGGAUACAAACCCUCGAGCUGCCAACAUCAUCAUCCAAACUGAACCUCCCAUUCCCAUUACAAAUAACAGCAGCAAUGUCACUCGAGUUGUCCUGGAACCAGACAGCAGGAAGAGAUCUCCAAGCAGCAUGGAAUGUCCCCCGUUGAAGAAACCCUGGCUGGGAAAGCAAGUAAAUAACAACCAAAAUAAGCCAGGAUUUUUGAAAAAGAAUCAAUAUACUAAUACAAAAUUAGAAGUUCGAAAAAUUCCACCAGAACUGAACAAUAUUACACAGCUCAACGAACACUUCAGCAAAUUUGGAACUAUUGUAAACAUUCAGGUCGCUUUCCAGAACGAUCCGGAAGCUGCUCUCAUUCAGUACUUGAGUAACGACGAGGCAAGGAAGGCCAUUUCCAGCACGGAGGCAGUGCUGAGCAAUCGCUUUAUCCGGGUGCUGUGGCACAGGGAGAGUGAGCAGCAGCCCCCAGUGCUGCAGCAGCAGCCACCCCCCAGCCCGCAGAGCCUGCAGCACCUGCAGCAGCAGGGCCUGGGCACAGCRCCCACCGGCACCGGGCACAGCGGCCUGGCCAAGGUGAUGAACAAACCCCUGGCAUCUGGGGCCUACGUCCUUAACAAAGUGCCGGUGAAACGGCGCCUUGGAGCAGCGGGGGGGAGCCAGCCUGAGCUGAGCCAGCCUGGGGCUGCCGUGGAGGACUCUCAGAUAUUUCCGACUCCUACAAGCCACUCAAAAAUGGUUUACAGCUCUCCAAACUUGAAAACAACUCUGAAGUCUGGUGCAGGGUCUAAACCUCAYGAUGUGCAAGAAGCCCUUAAAAAAAAACAGGAGGCAAUAAAGCUCCAGCAAGAUAUGAGGAAAAAGAAACAGGAGAUGUUAGAAAAACAAAUAGAAUGCCAGAAGAUGUUGAUAUCCAAGCUGGAGAAAAACAAGGCCAUGAAACCAGAAGAGAGAGCAGAAAUUAUGAAGACUUUAAAAGAACUAACAGGAAAAAUAUCUCAGUUAAAGGAUGAAUUAAAAACUUCAUCUACAACCUCUACACCAUCCAAAUUGAAGUCCAAGACAGAGGCACAGAAGGAACUGUUGGAUGCAGAGCUGGACUUCCAUAAGAGACUGUCCUCUGGAGAGGACACGACUGAGCUGCGGAARAAGCUCAAUCAGUUACAGGUGGAGGUGAGCUGGUUUGUGCUGAUGCUGUUGAUGAAUUUGGCAGUUCUGAGUGUUSCAGGUCCCCUCACCGUGGGGAUGGCUGUGUUCUCUCCCCAGGCUGCUCGGUUAGGAAUUUUGCCCGUGGGCAGAGGAAAGGCCGUGGCAGCCCAAGGACGAGGCCGGGGCCGGGGCCGCGGGGGCCGAGGCCGGGGGAUGUUGAACCACAUGGUGGUGGAUCAUCGGCCCAAAGCRCUCGCCGUGGGAGGCUUCAUUGAGGAGGAAAAGGAUGAAUUGUUACAGCACUUCUCUAAAUUUGGAGAUAUUGAAGACCUUCAAGAAGAGGACUCCCCAUUAAGUGUUGUUGUAACUUUCAAGUCCCGCUCAGAAGCUGAGAAUGCUGCUAACCAGGGCUCCCGCUUCAAGGACCGACGGCUCCAGAUCUCGUGGCACAAACCCAAGGUACCUUCUGUGUCCACAGAGGUCGAGGAAGAGGAGUCCAAGGAAGAGGAGACAGAAACCUCAGAUUUAUUUUUGCACGAAGAUGAUGACGAUGAUGAUGAAGAUGAGGAUGAAUCCCGUUCUUGGAGAAGAUGAAAUUUGAUGUUGGAAAUGUGUAAUUUUAGGAAUAUAGUUCAAACUACAUCUUUUAAACGUUUAUUUAAGGAAGUUGAUGAGCCAAAAAAGCUUUACUUUCUUUUCAAACUGCAAGAUUUACCAUGAGCAGUUGGUAUGRAAACAUUUGGGGCACAGAGCUGUGAGACUGAGCUAGCCAAAGGCCCAGGAACUUCUUACAGGAUUAUCAAGUUCACCAGGAUGGUGAUUUUUUUUCUAUUUAAGAAGGAUAAAAAAGGGGAGGGAGGGGGGGAGCGUGGAAAUUAGUAUUUUCUUGUCCUCUCUUUGUGUCACCUGUAUUACCUUGUUUUGGGUUUUUUAURAUGUGAUUGGUUUGUUAGUUUAUAAUUGGAAAGAUAUUACAGGUUUUAUUUAGCAAUAUUACAGAGUUAGGGGAAAGAUAAACUUUCAUUAAAUAUUAUGAAAGAAAAACUGGCCUCAUUUGCUCGUUGAAAAAAGGUAGCAUUUUAUUUCCUGUGGAGUCUCUUAUUGUAGGAAUUAUUCGUGGCUAGAUUCUUAAAUCAUUUACUGCAGUGUGUUUGACAGCCACACAGUCUCUAUGUUGUGCUGCUUUUUGUGAGAGGAGGUGGAAGGAACAAUUUAACAAGGCAUUGUUAUAACAUUGUCCAGCUCUCUCUGUUUCUCCAAAUUCUGCUUCACAGAAAACAUCAGCAGGGACACACACUGGAGUGAAUUUUCACUCCUUGAUUUCCUUCUGUCAUUUCAGUGUAAGGCUCAGUGUAAGUCAGACUGUUUAUUGCAUUUAAGUAUUUGUGAGCAAGAAUGGAAGGAGUUGCAGACUUUCUCCAAAGCACCUGACCUGGCCCCUGUGUAGGAGCAGCUGUCCCCUCUGUUCCCAGCUGGGCUGCAGUGUCAGAGCCCUGCAGUG